Molecule: messenger RNA, 1098 nt
Organism: Yamadazyma jaroonii
Lineage: Eukaryota; Fungi; Ascomycota; Pichiomycetes; Serinales; Debaryomycetaceae
Source: the annotation of a GenBank genome assembly
AUGAAAUCAAUCAGGAGGUUCCAAUCAAAUAGUGCAUUAACAAACCGUUUCAAUGAAAUCCUAGAGAACAAACUCUCGUUGGAUCCUCGAAUUAAAGAGAUAGAAGCAAAAGUAACCGAAGAAAAGCAGUUCAAUAACAAAUAUGCUAAUCAGUUGGGAUAUCUAAAGCUGGAAAAGCUUUUGAGACAUAAUCAACAUGGCAAAGAGAUUGCCAAUGCCACUCCUUGGACAGGUACUGAAUCAACCAAAGACGCUAGCUUACGUAUGAUCCUUGACCUGAAACCCAAACCCAAGAAAACUAAAAAUGUAGGCAAGAGAUUGGUGAUGGCUAAAGAAAUUAGUAAUGAAUAUAAAGAUACUAAGACUAUCGAUAAAGAUUCAGAUGACUUCAAACAACUAUAUCAGGAAAGAUUUGUUGGUCCUAAUAUGCUUUUGAAUACAGCCAAUCCCAAUGUUACCCUAAAUCUUGUAAAUACAAUAGCAUCAUCUAAAAUUAAUAGUAAAAUAAAUCUUCAAACAGGUUUAUUUGAUGAUGAAAAUAUGAAAAAUGUUCGUGGUAAACCUUUGAAUAAGGAACUUUUGAGUAAUUCCACCAACUCCGCCUAUUUUGUUAAUGAAAUUUUGAAUAAACAACAAGUGUUACCUCCAUGGGUUGAAACUCAACAAGAAUUGAAUAGUGAUAUAAACCUUUUCAGAAAUUCUAUGAAAAUCUCAUUGGUGAAAUGGGUGAAGAAAAAUGAAAUCAUUCCCAAAAACCGUUUAACUGAUAUCUUCAUUGGUUUGAACAAACCUUAUGCUAUUGAAAGGAUUAAACAGAUAAAUGAGAAAGUAAGAGAUUAUAAUCUUCAAUCACCAUCAAGCAAUUUUCAUAAAUUCAAAUUAAACGUUGAUGAAGAAUUGAUUCAAGUGGUUGAUCAGUGUUAUGAUCAGUUACCUGAACUUGUCAAAGAUAAUGAAUAUCAAACAGUGAUAUCCAAUACUCAACAAGGAUUUUUAUCAUUAUUCGAUAAUUCAAAAGUAGUAGCUCAGAGACCAGUCACGCCCAUAAAUUUCUGGUCUUCAUUUAAACAAAUGUUCAAAGAAGUCAAACAGACUUAG